Messenger RNA from Lotus japonicus, 1854 nucleotides. Its product is annotated as F-box/kelch-repeat protein At3g23880-like. The coding region runs from base 224 to 1465 and encodes 413 amino acids. The record is from RefSeq and is a predicted model, not a curated record. The transcript is spliced from 3 exons. NCBI's taxonomy places the organism in Eukaryota, Viridiplantae, Streptophyta, Magnoliopsida, Fabales, Fabaceae. Gene Ontology annotation, molecular function: protein binding.
UGAGCUCAAAAUUGAAAACAAAAUAACUUGCAUUCUGCUCCCCAUAACUCCAAAUUGAAAUGAAGGAAAACUCCUCCAAUUUCACACAAGCCCAAAAUCUAUCUGAAAAUUCAUCAUACGUUGCUUCCGUCGAAACCUGUUAACUCCCUCUCGACGCCGCCGCCGCCGCCGCCGCCAGAAUACUUCGUCAAAAGCAGCGUCGAAACCCACGCUUACCCCUCCGAUGGCCUCCCCGAGUUCAGCCCGUGCCUGCCUCUCAGUUAGCGACGCGCCGCCUUACUCUGUCCGUUCAUCCAUGUCCUCUGACGGUGCGAGUCCGCCGGAAGCCGCGUCUGUGUCUACCAUCGAGAUUCAGAUUCAAACACUGCAUAUUGACAUGGAUCGAGAUUUGAUAAUUGAAAUCCUUUUGAGGUUGCCGGUGAAGUCUAUUGUACGAUUCAAGGCUGUGUGCAAGUUAUGGAGAUCUCUCAUAUCCGAUCCCCUCUUUGCAUCAUUACAUUUUCAACGUGCUGCUCCUUCACUCCUUUUCGCUGACUCUCAUGCCAUUCGAACCAUUGACUUAGAGGGACCGCUUCAAUCUCAUCGUGUUUCUCAACCAAUCAAUUGUCACUUUUUGUCUAAUUAUCAUGAUUUAUCCUUGCCUCGUAACUGUAUUUCGAUUCACGGUUCGUGUAGAGGCUUUCUGCUAAUCACCUGGAUUAGGAAUAUUGGUCGUCGGCACCCGUGGAAUGAUAGUCUCUACCUGUGGAAUCCAUCCACACAUGUCCACAAACCAAUACUUUCAUCUCCCGUUGUUGACACCAAUGUUUUUGAUCAUCUAUAUGGAUUUGGUUACCAUUCCUCGACAGAUGACUACUUGGUGGUUCGAGUGCCCGUUACGGACAGUCGCCAACCUACUCAUUUACCAGAUGUGCAGUUUUUCUCAUUGAGAGCUAAUAUGUGGAAAUAUGCCGAGGGUGUUGAUUUGCCUCCCUUGACCACUAUUUUUACUAGUACUGGGUUGCUCUUUAACGAGGCCAUUCACUGGGUGGUUACUAACUGGGUCGAUGGUGUUACGACCAUGUUUAUUAUUGCCUUUGAUUUAAUGGAAAAGAGACUCUUAGAGAUACCCAUGCCUCAUGGUCUUCUUUUCCCUUGUUUUGAAUUGUGGGUGCAUGGAAGAUUUUUAAGUCUAUCAAUUAUGCAGAGAGAUGGUACAUGUGAAAUAUGGGUUAUGAAGAAAUACAAAGUACAGACAUCUUGGACCAAGACUCUUGUUCUAUCUACGGAGAUAUAUCACUUCCCAAUAUGCUCUACAAAAGGUGGUGAUAUUGUUAUAUAUUCUGGAUCAAAAGUAAAAAAGUAUAGUGGUGAAGGAGUAGAACAAGAAGAACAACUAGAGUAUCCGAACCAUUGUGGUUUACUAGAUGCAUCAGUGCCCAUAUAUACAGAGUCAAUGCUUUCACUCCCUGAUGUUAGCGACUGAAAUCUCCACAAGAGCUUCGAUUUGUAACAGCAGUUAGUGGGUCUGGUAGCAUCAUUCACGUAUGUUGGUGAAGUGAUCAAUGAAAAAUUGGGUCAAACAGAAGCUGAAAUCCUUCAUUGAGGUCCAUGGAGAAGAAAGGAAGCCAUGGGGAGUCCAUUAGGAUCUUGACUACAAGGAGCGAAGACCCAGUUAAUUUAUAUGAAGGAUUACGAGCCCUAUGGAGGUUUUAUUUCAAUUAAUCAAUUGAUUUCAAAUUAUUGGAACAAAUGUUUUAUUUGUAAUUUAAUCUCUACAAAUAAUAGCUCGGUUAAUUUAUUUGUAAUCAGAGUUUUUUUCUACAUUCUCAUUAUAUUUUGGAUUAAUGGUAUAUUAAACUAUUUGUGUGACAA